Molecule: messenger RNA, 2684 nt
Organism: Plectropomus leopardus (leopard coralgrouper)
Lineage: Eukaryota; Metazoa; Chordata; Actinopteri; Perciformes; Serranidae
Source: RefSeq, a predicted model, not a curated record
CUGCAUUUUUCCCUGCAGCACGGCUCGGCUCGCUCACUAACAACUUCAUUGAGCGUUUUUUAUUUUCUUGUGAUUCCUGAGCCGGGCAGCUCCGGUCUCUUUCUCCCUCUCUCCAAGUGAACUUUAUAGGGAUGUUAUAUGAGAGCAUCACCGUGCUGAAUGCCCAGAUAGUACUUAAGUAAAGUGUAGGACGGGUAUAAAGAGUGAACGACUGGACAGACUUCUUCUACUACAACUACUUUUUGCUCGGUUUAAUACGCAAGAGAAAAGAGAGGGAGUGUGUGUGUGCAGGAGAGCGAGAGAGAGAGAGACAGAGAGAGAGAGAGAGAAGUCGCACAGGUUUUUUGGAGCUACGCUUUCAUGCCGUCAGUCUUGCGGACUCUGAGAUGGACGUCAGAUUUUAUCCAGCUCCCCCUUCAAGCGUGGGUUCAUGUACGUUACCGACUGACUCCGGUUUGGACUAUUACCACUCCAACAAGGGCAGAUACGCUGCUGCAGAUCGAGGUGUGAGGCUCUACAGUUCCCUGCCCAUGCGCCCAAACCCUGACGGCAAGAGACUGCCCUCUACUGGGUUUGAUGGUGACAACAUGUACAUGAAUGAAAACAACCACGAGUUCCUCCCGCCCAACCAGAGCUACACAGGUCAGAGUGGUGGCGGUGGGGGAGGAGGCGGAGGUGGCGGCUCAGGCAGUGGAAAUGGAGCUGGGGACGAGGACUACGAGAUCCCCCCCAUCACUCCACCGAACCACCCCGAGCCUCCUCUUCUUCACCUGAUGGAGCACGACUCUACAGGCUACCUCUGCCACUCGCUGCCACACAAUGGGCUCAUCAACCCAUAUUCCUACCCAGAGCUGCCCACACUCAUGAUGUCUAACAUGCUGGCACAGGACAGCCACCUCGUCUCCAGCCAAAUGCCCUCGAUGCAGGAGAUGGCUUUGCACCACCACCAACAGCAACACCAUCACCAGCACCCAGACGGCGCUCAUUAUAACCACCCCCUGAUAAACAGCUCACCUCCGAUACUGCCCAACCCCAUGAGUGCACUGACCCAGCUAAACCCUCAGGUCAGCCGGAGUGCACUGCCUCAUGGCUCCCCCUCACCUCCCGGAAGUAAAUCGGCCACACCCUCCCCCUCAAGCUCCAAUCAGGAAGAGGAGACUGAUCCUCAUUCGAAGAUGGUCUUUCAGAUCACGGGCGAGAAGCGGCCAUCUUCAGAGAUGAUGAAGCCCAAGCCCAAACCCCAAAAAAAGAAGAAGAAGAAGGAUCCCAAUGAGCCUACAAAGCCUGUGUCAGCCUACGCCUUGUUCUUCAGAGACACCCAGGCAGCCAUUAAAGGACAGAAUCCCAACGCCACCUUUGGAGACGUAUCCAAGAUAGUGGCCUCCAUGUGGGACGGACUGGGAGAAGAGCAGAAACAGAGCUACAAGAGGAAAACAGAGGCUGCUAAGAAGGAGUACCUGAAAGCCCUGGCCGCCUACAGAGCCAGUCUGGUUUCCAAGACAUAUAAUGAUCCUGUGGAGACAAAAAGUGCCCAAACAAGCCAGGCUUCUCCACAUAUGAUGCCAGCCAACCCGCCCCUGUACAGCGUGCCACCUCCCCCCCAGCCGUCGUCGCCCUACCUGGGGCCCGGGGCCUUCCCUCUCACCGACCUGCAGAGCUACGCAGGACACGCUCCCCGCCACACCCUGUCGCAGACGCUCAGCCAAUCGCAGAUGCUGCCCAGCAUUAGUGCCUCUCCCCCCUCCUCCUUCCAGAUCAGCCCACCCCUUCACCCCCACCAGCAGCUCUCCCUGCACCAGAGCUCGCUCCUCAACCAGCCUAUCCGCAUGCAGCAGGUCCAGUCCCAGCCAAUCAUCUCUCACCAGAUGGGGCUGCAGGCCUCUCUUCACUCCCCACCUCCUGGGCAGCAGGGUUUUUCUCACCUCCAGUCAGAGUAUCAGAAGAGCAUUGGGGGUUCCCAGUCUCCAGGAGCCCCUGGCCCCGGUCCAGGCCCCGGAGUGGCUCAGAGCCAUGACUGGGACAGUGAAUACUGCAAUCGGGAGUGUGGCAACCACUGCAGUGGCAGCAUGAUUGGCAGGGACAAGCCACUCUACCUCACCUGAAACUGAAGAUCAUGCUCUGUCGACAAAUACGACACCGAGGAGUCUACUCUCACGCCCCAAAAUCCACCACCCACCCCCACAUCCCGCUCACCCCAUCCCCUCAACCCUCCUCUGAUGCACACACUUACACACAGUUCACACUUAACAUACAAUAACAAACAUACAGACACUCACACACACACACACACAAAUAUUCUGCCUCCCAAAUCACCACCGCCACCUUUUUUUGUCAAUGUAAUUAUUAUUUCUCUCAGUUUCUAGAAGAAUUUGUGACCAGAGUUUUUUGACUAGAUGACUGCUGUCUGUACCAAUUAAUGUAUUAGCAGUCCUCUUGCUGUUUAAAAUUUGCCAAGCACUUAUUGAGGCCCCCCUCGCCCUCCCUCCUGCUCCCACCCUCCUCUGAGUUGUGUGUCUAUGCCCUCUCCGAUACAGGCUGGGCUGUAGAGCACUCCUCUUCUGUGUCACUAUAAAAGUCCCCUCAGGGACCCCAUCCAGCUUUAAUUAGAAUGAGAAGAAAAAAAUACUCUUCCUCUUCUUUAAUCAUUUUAAUUUCCUUUUGUGUUUUUUUUCCCUUUUUGUUGU